AUGUCAAACAAGAAGAAAGGGAUUGAAUCCACUGAAGAGCCAAAGGAGUUGGACGGAUACGGUCAUGGUGGUUACGGACAAGGACAUGGUGGUUAUGGACAUGGGGGAUAUGGCCAUGGAGGAUACAACCACGGUGGUGGUUAUGGACACGGUGGACAUGGUGGCCACUACCCACCAGAAGAAGAAGAGAUGGAUGUACAAGAGGAUGUAGAGCCAGAGGGUUAUGGUCGUGGUGGUUACGGCCAAGGUGGGUAUGGUCGUGGAGGAUACGGCCAAGGUGGGUACGGUGGUUCAAGGGGUGGGUAUGGUGGCUCUAGGGGUGUAUAUGGUCAAGGUGGGUAUGGUGGAUCUAGGGUUGGUUACGGCCAAGGUGGCUAUGGACAUGGUGGGUACGGGCACAGUGGAUAUGGCGGUCGUCACCCACCAAAAGAAGAAAUCAACAACUAA
Molecule: messenger RNA, 447 nt
Organism: Chenopodium quinoa (quinoa)
Lineage: Eukaryota; Viridiplantae; Streptophyta; Magnoliopsida; Caryophyllales; Amaranthaceae
Product: cold and drought-regulated protein CORA-like
Exons: 2
Coding region: 1-447 (148 amino acids)
Source: RefSeq, a predicted model, not a curated record